AUGGUGAUAUAUAGUAUUCUAUGUUUUGGUCAAUACAUUGUAAAAAUAUAUCUUACUCUUACUACAUCCAAAGACCGCACUUGCAAGCUAUGGAACUUGGUCACUGGUCAAGAAAUUGGUUCCCUCCGUGGUCAUCCACACAACGUGGUAUCAUUAAAGCACAGUCCCGACUCUGGACUUGUACUUACCGCAUCUGCUUCUUGUGUUCGGGUCUGGGAUACUCGAGAUUCUGCACGGUGUGUGCGGACACUUAUGUCAUCAGGUCAAGUGGUAUCAGGAGAUGCAUGCUCAGGUUUGGGUCUGCGCUCUAUGAGCAGUCAGGGAGAACUGCAGAUUAACCAGAUUGCUCUAAAUUCUGAUGGAACCACUUUGUAUGUAGCAGCCGGGAAUGCAGUGAGAGCUUGGGAGCUGAGCAGGUGCAGUUAUGCAUACUAA
Messenger RNA from Staurois parvus, 435 nucleotides. The record is from the annotation of a GenBank genome assembly. NCBI's taxonomy places the organism in Eukaryota, Metazoa, Chordata, Amphibia, Anura, Ranidae.